AUGGAAUGGAAUUUGGGGAAAUUUGGUACCCCUUUUCGGAAAGAGAGCUUCAGCUUUAAGAUAUUGGCCGGUGGAGUGCUUUAUUUAUUCCUUUCGUUGGGAUUUGUUAUUCACCGCUCUACCAAAAACCCAACAUCUAGAUGUAAAAGCUGUCCUCUCGCCUUCAUCGUCGUUACCACCACCUUCUCCUCCGUCGCUGCAGAUUCAGGAACACCAUCUUCGCCAUCACCUCCUAUACUUCCACCAAAUCCACCACCACCACCAAACGACAUCAACGAGAAACUAACUUCUUUCUUAAAGACCUUUUUGCAUCAAUUUAGGAACAGACAAUUAAAAUCGUCAUUAGAAGUUGAUGAUGGUGGUGGUGGAGGAAGAUACCAGAUCUAUAAUGAUGGUGGUGGCGGCGGCGAUGAAGGAGAAAAUGAUGGUGAUGGUGGUGGUGGUGGAAGAUAUCAGAUCUAUAAUGAUGGUGGUGGCGGCGGCGACGACGGCGGCGAUGAAGAAGAUAGAAGAAAUGAUGUAAUUGAUGAUGGAGAUUGUGGUGGUUCUGGUUGGAAUGAUGGUUGUGGUGAGGAUAAAAUAUUAAUUUUGUUGAUGGGGAUAAUGUUGUUGACACCUAAUUUUGAUGACGACGGUGAUGGCGUCGGCGAUGGUGGUGGCGGUGGUGGCGGCCGCAGCGGCGGCAGCACCAGUUACGGCAUCAACAAUGUAAGCGGUGGUGGCGUCGGUGCUGUUGGCGGUGGUAAAAUUGUGGCGGUGGUGGAUGUGAAGUAA
This is a messenger RNA of Papaver somniferum (opium poppy), 774 nucleotides long. RefSeq names its product glycine-rich protein 5-like. The transcript has 7 exons. Bases 1 to 774 code for a protein of 257 amino acids. The record is from RefSeq and is a predicted model, not a curated record. NCBI's taxonomy places the organism in Eukaryota, Viridiplantae, Streptophyta, Magnoliopsida, Ranunculales, Papaveraceae.